Messenger RNA from Naegleria lovaniensis, 567 nucleotides. RefSeq lists its product as uncharacterized. NCBI's taxonomy places the organism in Eukaryota, Heterolobosea, Eutetramitea, Acrasida, Naegleriidae. The record is from RefSeq and is a predicted model, not a curated record. The transcript has a single exon. Gene Ontology annotation, molecular function: protein binding. The coding region runs from base 1 to 567 and encodes 188 amino acids.
AUGAGUAGUAGCAACAACUUUGAAAUUCCAGAAACAAGCGAAGGAAAAAUUAACUAUGCAAAAAAGCUGAAGGACGAUGGUAACGAUCAGUUCAAGCAAGGCAAUUAUUUAAAGGCCAUCAAACUCUACAAGACCAUCUUUCUCUAUGUUACGGGAUUAGAAUCAAAUUUAAUGUCAGUAAUGUCCAACAAUAAUAACCCAAACGCAGGAUCGUCUGCAUCACAAACUCUCUCUGAAACAGAACAAUUACAAGUUACAGCAAAUCUAAAUAUUGCACAAUGUUAUCUCAAAUUAGAGAAAUAUGAGCAAGCUUUGGAGUAUUCACAACGAGCACUGAAAUUGGAGCCUAACAAUAUUAAAGGAAGAUUGAGAAAAGCUUUGGCACAUCUCGGAUUGAAUGACAUUGAUAAUUCCGAGAGAGCGCUUGAAGAUGUAUCCAAAGAAAUUCCAAAUGAUCCUCUCGUGAAACAAGGAUACAAAAAAUUAGAAGCAUUAAAAAAGGAACACAGAACAAAGGAAAAGAAGAUGAUGAUGGGUAUUUUCAGUGGUCUCGGAUCCGAUCAAUAA